Messenger RNA from Siniperca chuatsi (mandarin fish), 14239 nucleotides. It is a transcript of the gene lrp2b, whose product is annotated as low density lipoprotein receptor-related protein 2b. The coding region runs from base 83 to 13933 and encodes 4616 amino acids. The transcript is spliced from 81 exons. The record is from RefSeq and is a predicted model, not a curated record. Gene Ontology annotation, molecular function: calcium ion binding; protein binding. NCBI's taxonomy places the organism in Eukaryota, Metazoa, Chordata, Actinopteri, Centrarchiformes, Sinipercidae.
UCCCAAAGGCAGUAUCUUCCCCAGACGCAUUCGGGGUGACAGAGUCAGAUUUAGCAUGUCAAACUAACACCAGAAUUAAAUUAUGGGUCUUUGUCUUCUAUCUCUUCUACUGCUGUCCCAAGGAAUUCAACUUGCUCAAGGAAGUUGUGGCAGUAUGGAGUUUGAGUGCACUAGCGGACAAUGCAUCAACAUAGCUUGGAGAUGUGAUGGGACUAAAGAUUGCGCAGAUGACUCAGAUGAGCUGAACUGUCCACCUCCAUCAUGCACCUUGCAGGAAUUUAAGUGUGUGACAAGCGGUGAAUGUAUCUCUUUGGGAUUUGUCUGUGAUGGGGAGGAAGACUGCAUCGAUGGCUCGGAUGAACAAAGAACCUGUGGUGGGCAGACCUGCAGCCCAGACCAGUUCACCUGCCAGGAGGGCCAGUGUAUCCCCAGCAAAUACAGAUGUGACCAUGUAAAGGACUGUGUAGACAACUCUGAUGAGAACAACUGCAACUAUCCACGUUGCACUGAGAAGACUUGUGCUAAUGGGGCCUGUUACAACAACUCUCAGCACUGUAAUGGGCUACAGGACUGCAGAGAUGGCUCUGAUGAAUUCAACUGCACGACACAUCACUGUCCCAUACACCAGUAUCAGUGUGCAAAUGGCUACUGUAUUCCACAUCCCUUUGUGUGUGACCACUGGGAUGACUGUGGGGACAACAGUGAUGAGCAAGGCUGUGUGUUUCAGAGCUGUAGCGGCAGUGAGUUCACAUGUUCCAGUGGCCGUUGUAUUCCUCAACGCUGGGUGUGUGACAAGUUCAAUGACUGUGGGGACUACAGUGAUGAGAGAGGAUGUGACAGUAACUCUCAAGGCUGUUACCCUGGUGAGUGGGGAUGCCCAGGCUCGACACUAUGUAUACAAGUGGGCAAAGUAUGUGACGGCAAACCUGACUGUCCUGGAGGAACAGAUGAGACCAACUCCACAGCACAGCAAACCUGCAGCUUGGAGCAGUGUUCCACCUUGAGCUGCGAGUUCCUCUGCCACCUGUCUCCUCAGGGUGGCGCUUGUUACUGCCCUGAUGGUUUCAUUGUGGCCAAUGAUAGCCGUUCCUGUGUAGACUAUAAUGACUGUCAGAUCUGGGGGAUCUGUGACCAGCUGUGUGAAGAUCGUCCAGGGACACAUCACUGUAGUUGUGCUGAUGGAUACUUCUUGGAGCAGGGUCAUGUCUGCAAAGCCAAUGUGUCAGCUGGAAUGCCACAGCUCAUUUUCACCAACGGGGGUGAUGUGAUGAUGGCUGAUAUACACGGGCGCGUUGUCAGAACUCUGGUGCCAUCGCAGGGCAAAGGUUAUGCUGUAGGGGUGGCAUACCACUGGCACAGCGACACAGUCUUCUGGAGUGAUACAUAUACCAAAAAGGUAUACUCUGCCAACUACAAUGGGGGUAACAUUAAGGAGGUUCUGACUGCUGCAGUCCAAAAUGUCCAGAACCUCGCUGUAGACUGGGUCAACUUCAAACUCUAUGUCUUAGAGGCCAUGGUGGAGCGUAUCGACAUGUGCGACUUUGAUGGAGGGAAUCGGGUCACACUGGUGGCUGAAAACCUGCAGACUCCUCAUGGCCUCGUCCUGGACCCUACAGUGGGCUACAUGUUUUUCACAGACAUGGGGGUUUCCAGUGAGCAGAUGAAGCUCGAACGUGCCUUCAUGGAUGGCAGUAAUCGUGUAGAGCUGGUGAAGAGCAGACUCGGCACUCCAACAGGAAUUACCAUAGAUAUUGUCACCCAGAGGGUCUACUGGUCUGACAGCCACUUUGACACGGUGGAGACUGUUACCUACAGUGGCUUGGACAGGAAAAUAGUCCUCAAUGGUGGAACCCAGGCUCCACAUCCUUUUGGAAUUGCUGUGUUUGAAAACCACGUAUUCUUCACUGACUGGACCAAAAUGGGUGUGGUGAGAGCCAACCGCUUCAACGGCAGCAGCCCAGCACUCCUUUAUCGUACCGCAAAGCGACCGGGCCAUGUUGUAGUCUCACACCCUGUCCUGCAACCUGUUGUGAUGAACCCUUGCGGCAGACACAACGGUGGCUGUGAGCACAUUUGUGUAUUGAGUCACCGCUCCGACAAUGAUGGUCUCGGCUUCCGCUGCAAGUGUCGGCAUGGUUACGACCUGCAGCCUGACCGUCGGACCUGCUUCAAGGUGAAGGACUUCUUGUUGUUGGCCACCUCUCUGGGGGUUCGGGGAAUCCCACUGAACUUAUCCCUCCAGGAGGACAUCACCCUACCCCUCAUGGGGCUAGGAACGUCUUUUUCUGGCUCUGCUGUGGAGUUUGACGGAAACGAGGAAGCCCUUUUCUACAACGACAGGUCCAGGGGCCUCGUGUAUAAGUCAAACCUCAAUGGCACUGUCCAACAGAUUUUAACAGGCUAUAGAGUAGGAACAAUUGAUGCCAUGGCUUAUGACUGGACCUCCAAAGUAUUGUUUUGGACCACAAGCACCUACAAGUCGGUGGUGGCCUUCAGAGUCACAGACAAGUCCAGACGCGACAUUGUGAUGGGAUUGAGGAACCCAAAAGGAAUAGCAGUGCAUCCCAGUGCUGGCUACUUGUUUUGGUCUGAUUGGUACCGUCCAGCGGUCAUAAUGAAAGGCUUCACUGAUGGCAGCAAUGCUGUCCCUCUGGUCAACACAACACUUGGAUGGCCGUAUGGACUCGCUGUUGACUAUGUGAUGGACAGGCUGUACUGGGUGGAUUCCCAAUUGCACCAGAUUGGUCACAUUGGUAUUGAAGGAUAUGGCAGACAGACGUUUACCAAUAUUGGCCAGAUCACUCAACCCUAUUCUCUAACAAUUUAUUCAGACUACCUGUAUGUGUCUGAUACAAGGACCAGAGCAAUAUUCAAGAUGAGGAAGAGGGAUGGAGGAGGAAACAUUGUGUUUAGACAAGGAGUCACCGGCAUCAUGAAUGUCAAGGCCUACACAGCUGACCUCCACAGCACGUUCACCAGCCGGUGCAAUAUGGUGCCCAACGGGCACUGCAGCCACUUCUGUUUCCCGACUCCCUCCUUCAGUCGAGUGUGUGGCUGUCCGUACGGCAUGAAACUUCAGGCCAAUCAGAGGGACUGCAUCAAGGACGGUUCUGUUCCCCCACCUGACAACAGCUGUGGCGACUACGCCUUUGAGUGUGAUGAAGGACAAUGUAGGCCCAACUCUUACCGCUGUGAUGGAAUAGCUGAUUGCAUAGAUAAGACUGAUGAGGCUAACUGCACUGAUACAGGUGCGACCUGUUCUCCACAAGCGUUCACCUGCAACAACAAGCACUGCAUCAAGUCCAACUGGCGCUGUGAUGGCACGGACGACUGUGGCGACGGUUCUGAUGAAAUGAACUGUCCCACUCGUCUCCCUACCACCUGUGCCGCCGGUUACUUUACUUGUGAUAACAAGAACUGUAUCUCUAAAAUAUGGGUGUGUGACGGUGACAAUGACUGCGGUGAUGGCUCUGAUGAACACAACUGCAAUUCAACCAUCACUACAUGCCCUCCUGCCUACUUCCUAUGUCCCGACCACCGCUGCAUCCACAACUCCUACGUGUGUGAUGGAGACCAGGACUGCCUGGAUGGCUCUGAUGAGAAAAACUGUGAGUUUUCCUGUGCCUCCUAUGAGUUUGCCUGUGCCAGUGGGGACCAGUGUGUCAGUUCAAGAUACCGAUGUGAUGGAGUGUUUGACUGCAGAGACCAUUCUGAUGAACAAGACUGUCCCACUCGAGGUCCAGGCCUCUGCCACAAAGAUGAGUUCCAGUGCCAGACCGACGGUUUCUGCAUACCAGAUGAGUGGGAGUGUGACGGCCAUCCAGACUGUGAGGAUGGAUCUGACGAACACAACUCCUGCCUGCCUAUCACCUGCAGACCAAACUAUUUCCAAUGUACCAACAAGUUGUGCAUCCCGACAAGCUGGUUAUGUGAUGGCGACAACGAUUGCCAGGACAUGAGUGAUGAACAGAACUGCCCCACCCCUCCAUUUAGUUGUCCCUCCGGACAGUGGCAGUGCCCCACUGACCAGGUGUGCAUUGAUCUGGACAAGGUGUGCAACGGCCAGAGGGACUGUCCCAAUGGAGCAGAUGAGUCACCCAUCUGCAACCAAAAUGACUGUGCACUAAACAACGGGGGCUGCAGUAACGGCUGUGUCCAAGGACCAUUUGGGGCUCAGUGCACCUGUCCACCAGGAUUUCAGCUCCUCAAUGACUCCAAGACCUGUGAGGACAUCAACGAGUGUUUUAUCCCAGGUUUCUGCAGCCAGCAGUGCUACAACGAGAGAGGAAGCUUCAGGUGCUACUGCUCAGAUGGUUACCUCCUAGAGCCUGAUGGACGCACCUGCAAAGCUGAAAACCCACUAGCAGCUGUACUUCUGGUUGCCCAUCGUAGCCAGAUCAUCGCCAACCGGAUCAAUAGGAGACCACCUCAGAUGCUUCCAGUGAUCAGCGGUUCAAGCAUCGUGACUGUAGACUUUGAUCGCAUAACUUCCAGAAUCUACUGGGCUGAUGCCUCGCAGAAGAAGAUAUGGAGUGCCUACCAAAACGGCACAGACAGGCAGGAAGUAUUUUCCACUGGUCUGAUGGUACCAGAGAGUAUAGCUGUGGACUGGGUGGGUCGGAACAUUUAUUGGACUGACUCUGUCAUGGAGAACAUAGAGGUCUCCACUCUGGACGGUCGCUUUCGGAAAGUCCUCCUCACCAAGAAUGUUACCAGCCCCCGCGGACUUGUUUUAGACCCCCGUAACUACACCAACCUGAUGUUCUGGUCAGAUUGGGGUCAGAACCCCAGGAUCGAACACGCCAACAUGGAUGGAUCCAUGAGACAAGUCAUUGUCAGCACUAAGCUCUACUGGCCCAUUGGCCUGGCUCUGGACUACACCACGCGCAGGGUCUACUUUGCUGACGCCUACCUCAAAUAUAUUGACUACUGUGACUAUGAUGGCAAUAACCGCCAUCAGGUCAUGGCAAGUGACAUGGUUCUCCAGCACCCACACGGUAUGACCAUCUUCGAGGACAACAUCUACUGGUCGGAGCGCUACACCAGUAAGGUGAUGAGGACAAACAAGUUCCAUGGUGGCAACAUCACCACUCUGAUGAACAAUGUCUAUCAGCCCAUGGGCAUCGUUAUGGACCAUCCUAUCAAACAGCCCACAGCCAUCAACCCAUGUAGAGAACACCUGUGCACUCAGCUGUGCCUGCUGUCAGGCCUGAGACCCAGGUACUACACCUGCCACUGUCAGUCUGGCUGGAAGCUGGAUGCUGACAAACGCACCUGUUUCAAAGAUGAGGCUCCCUUCUUGAUGGUGGUGAGAGAUUCAGUGAUUUUUGGCAUUCCUCUGGACCCCACUGACCCUUCCAACAAUGCAAUGGCCCCUGUGUCUGGCAUCAGCCAGGGGCAGGACAUCGACUUUGAUGACCAGGAGCAGCUUGUCUAUUGGGUGCAGAGCACUGGUUCUAUAUGGCAAGUGAAAACCAGCGGUACCAACAGGUCUGAGUUUGCUCCAGCUGCUUUCAUGGGCUCACCGUCUGGUCUGGCUUUUGAUUGGAUAAGCCGAAUAAUGUAUUACACCAAUCCCACUGUUAAAGCCAUAGAGGUUAUCCGUGUGGAUGGAAACCAGCACUAUAGGAAGACCCUCAUCACCUUCACUGGCAAACCAGAGGGAGCAGGAGAGCCCAUUGGAAUAGCCCUGGAUCCAGCCCGAGGGAAAUUGUUUUGGACAGACAAGGGGUCAGACAAUAGAGUUCCUCCAAAGGUUGGCAGCGCUGACAUGGACGGAGGAAACCUCACGAACCUCUACACAAGCAAUCUGGCUAACAUAGGAUUCAUCGCUGCUGACAUCUCUAACAGGAAACUGUACUGGGGUGUGUCAGGCUCAGGAGUGAUCGAGAGUGGCACCAUGGAUGGAGUAAGCAGGGUGACUGUGGUGAGUGGCCUGUCCCAUCCAUGGGGGCUGACGAUCUACCAGAACCAUCUCUACUACACCGACCUGGAUUACGAGGUCAUUGAGAGGGUGGACAAGGACACCGGCGCAAAUAUGGUGGUGAUGAGGAGCGGCAUGUCUGGUCUGCGUGCCCUCAAAGUACAUGCCAGAGACAACACAGCAGGGACCAGCAACGCCUGCAGCUCAAACAACGGGGGCUGUGCCCACCUCUGUCUGCCCAAACCCGACGACCAAAAGACCUGUGCCUGCACCACAGGUUUUUACCCCUCUCAAGAUGGCUCCCGCUGUGAACAGUAUGAAUCUUUCGCAAUUGUCUCCACCCCCAAGUACAUCCAUGGCUUCCACAUAAACAGUUCCGACCACUCUGUGGCUAUGGUGCCUGUCGGUGGACCUUCCUACUCCAUUAAGGGCAAGUUGGACCUCCAUGUCGAAUCUGGCUUUGUAUACUGGACUGACAACAGCACUUCCACCUCAUACAGGGGCAUAUUCAGGGCCAAAACAGAUGGAGGGUAUUACAGCAGUGUCAUCAACUCAGGUGUUGGAAGAGGAGGUAUCCAAGGCCUCGCUGUAGACUGGGUUGCAGGUAAUUUGUACUUCACCAAUGCCUUUGAGAGCCAGACCUUCCUGGAGGUGUUUGCCAUCAACACCACUUACCGAAUGAUUCUCUUCAAGUCCUCCCAGGACCAGCCCCGUGACGUGGCUGUCAGCCCCAAGCUUCGCUACCUCUUCUGGACUGAUGGUGGCCAAACACCCAAGAUUGAGCGUGCCCUGCUGGAUGGCACCAACCGCACUGUGUUAGCAUCAGAAAGCCUAGCGUCACCUCGUGGCCUUACCAUUGAUUACACCAAUGAUUUCCUCUACUGGACUGAUGAUGUUCUUGAUAUGAUCUCCCGAAUGGCCACUGACGGCACACAGAGGCAGAUUAUCCGGUAUGGGAGCCGGUAUCCAUCUCCAACAGGAAUGGCUAUAUUUGGAAACUACAUGCUGUGGGUGGAUAAAAAGCUUGGGAAGCUCUUCCAGGCCAAUAAGGACCCUGCCAAUUCCGACCAGCCAGAGGUAAUUCGAGACAGUCUUGAUGGACUGAUGGAUGUCACUGUCUUUGACGCUCAUGUCCAGCCUACGUCUGCCAACCAGGUGGGCUUUAACCCAUGUCAAGAAGAUAACGGACGCUGCCAGCAGCUCUGCUUCGCCAUGCCAGGCCAGGAGAAACCAAAAUGUGGCUGUGCACAUGGGUCUCUCCUUAGUAAUGGAGUAACGUGUGGUUACGGACAAGAUGAGUUUCUAGUUUUCACCACAGACUACACAAUGAAUAGCUUGAGGUUAGACCCUGCGGAUCACAGUACCCCCUAUCCAACGGUGAACUUGGGCUACAACUUGAUGGCCUUGGAUUAUGACUUCAAGGAGAAGCGGAUUUUCUUCACCCAGUAUGUAGGGAUUGGUCGGAGCAGAAUUGGCUACAUCACCAUGACCUCCAUCCACAGUCCACCUGUCAUUAUAGCUACAAAUUUGGAUGACCCAGAGGGAUUGGCGUAUGAUUGGGUCAACAAGCGUCUCUACUUCACUGACUACUAUACACGCAAUGUCCAGUCCAUAGGGGUCGAUGGGAUGAACCGCUCAAUCAUUGCCCAUGCAAACCAUCCCAGAGGCAUCAUUGUUGACCCCUGCUAUGGUUACCUGUACUGGACUGACUGGGGAACUCCAGCUAAGAUUGAGAGAGCUACAUUGGGUGGAAACUUCCAGACUGCCAUCAUCAACAGCAGUCUGACAACGCCCAAUGGCCUAUCUCUGGAUUAUGAGGAAAGGAUGCUCUACUGGGCUGAUGCUUCAUUAGAUAAGAUUGAGCGGGCCACUCUGACUGGUGAGAACCGACAAGUGAUCUUGCAGGGGGUCCAGUACCCGUAUGCCAUGACUGUCUUCAAACAGGACAUCUUCUGGACCGACUGGACUGAGAGAGCCGUCUUUAGGGCUGGGAAGGAUGAUGGCUCUGGCUUCGCAGUGCUGGCCCAGAACCUGCAGUACCGACCAAACGACAUACAUGUUUAUGCCGCAUCUAAGCAGGAGAGCUGCUCCAGCUCCUGUCAGCAGUUCAACGGAGGCUGCAGUAAUGUCUGUGUUCCUGGUCCAUUGGGCCCAGAGUGCCAGUGUCCUCAUCAGGGGAAGUGGUACCUGGCUAACAACGGCAAAGACUGUAUCCAAGACACAGGGAAACGCUGUCAGCCAGAGCAGUUUACCUGUCUCAAUGGUAACUGCAUCUCAGCACGCUGGAAGUGUGACGGCUACAAUGACUGCCAUGAUAACUCGGAUGAGUUGGAGAGAGUGUGUGCCUUCCACACCUGCUCAGCCAUGGACUUUACCUGUGACAAUGGGCGCUGCGUGCCACUCAGCUACACCUGUGACUACACAGACGACUGUGGUGACAACAGUGACGAGCGAGGCUGCCCCUUCCCCACAUGUAAUCCCGCUACUGAGUUCACCUGUGCCAAUGGACGCUGCAUCAGUGCAGCCUUCGUCUGUAAUGGCCACAACGACUGCCGAGACAACGCCACCUCUGAUGAAGUCAACUGCCCUGACAGGACAUGUCCUGUGGGCCAGGUUAAGUGUGACUACACCAACAUCUGCAUCUACCCUGAAAACCUGUGUGAUGGCUACAACAACUGUGGAGACAACAACGAUGAGAAUCCUCUCUUCUGUGCGAGUCGCACAUGCUCUCCGGAUUGGUUCCGCUGCGAUGGAGGGAAGUGUAUCCCUGACUCAUGGGUGUGUGACUUCGUCCAAGACUGCAGUGAUGGGACAGAUGAACCUCCUUCCUGUGAGGAUCAAAUAAGAACAUGCAGUCCCAGCCUGUUCACUUGUACCAAUGGAAACUGCAUCCCUCAGUCAAUGGUCUGUGAUGGCAACAAUGACUGCUGGGACAACAGUGACGAGGCUCCUGAACUGCAGUGUGGCCAACGGACCUGCAGUUCCAAUCAGUUCACCUGCCCAAUCUGGUACCCUGGCCACCCACGCUGUGUGCCGUUAAGUUUUGUGUGUGAUGGGGACAAAGACUGUGCCAACGCGGCUGAUGAGCUCAAGAAUUGCCCCAACCGCACCUGCCAUAUGAAUGAGUUUGCCUGUUCAAAUGGGCUUUGCAUCCUCCUCCCCUACCACUGUGACCGUGUGAAUGACUGUGGGGACGGCAGUGAUGAGUUGGGCUGUACCUAUGACACAUGCAGUAGCAACCAGUUCACCUGCAGUAACGGAGCCUGCAUCUCCGCCUCUUUCACCUGCGAUGGGGAGAGCGACUGUAUGGAUGGCUCAGAUGAGGCAGACAGCUUGUGCAUCACGCCCCAGCCCACCUGUGCUCCCCAGCAGUACCUGUGCAAGUCAAGCGAGUGCAUUGACAUGAACAAGGUGUGCAACGGACAGAAAGACUGCCAGGACAACAGCGACGAAAAAGGCUGCGGAGUCAAUGAGUGCCACGACCCAUCAGUCCACAAGUGUGCCCAGCUCUGCACCGACACUCUCACCAGUUACUACUGCUCCUGCCAUCCCGGCUACCGACUCAUGCCAGAUGGCAAAGCCUGCGAGGACCUCAAUGAGUGUUUGAGCACACCUGCCGUCUGCAGCCAGAUCUGCGAGAACACUGUUGGCUCGUACCACUGCAAAUGUGCCCCGGGGUACAUCCGUGAAGCGGAUGGACGCACAUGUCGUCAGAACAGUGGCAUUGCCCCAUACCUGUUGUACAGUAAUCACUACUACAUCCGCAAUUUGACCACUGAUGGGUCACAUUUGAGUGUAGUCCUGCAGGGGCUUUCCAAUGUGGUAGCGUUAGAUUUUGACCACUAUGAGAAGAGGCUAUACUGGCUGGACGCAGGGACAGGAAAGAUUGAGAGGAUGCGUUUCGAUGGGACUAACAGGGAGACGCUGGCAGAUGAUGAUAUAAGAGGAGCCGAAGGCCUGGCGCUGGACUGGGUGGGCAGGAAGUUGUACUGGGUGGACAGUUAUUAUGGCUCUGUUCAUGUGAUGGAGCUGGAUGGGCGCUACCAGAAGAGGCUGCUGUCAGGAAGGUUCACAGAUGGAAAUGGCACUUAUAUUCUCAGCCGACCUCGUGCUGUGGCUGUUAACCCUAAAUAUGGAUGGCUGUACUGGACCGACUGGGGUGACACAGCAUAUAUCGGCAGAGCUGGCAUGGAUGGAAGCAAUGUCAGUGCCAUCAUCACAACCAAGCUGGAGUGGCCCAAUGCACUGACCAUAGACUACACCACCAACAAGAUCUUCUUUGCUGAUUCCCACCUUAACUUUCUGGACUUUGCAGACAUGGACGGCCAGAACCGACACCGGGCUAUCGCUGGUAAACUUCCCCAUGUGUUCGCUGUUUCCCUGUUUGAGGACUGGGUCUACUGGACCGACUGGAACACACACACAGUGGAGAAGGCCCACAAGUACACUGGUGAACAGCGCACAGUCAUGGGCAACAACACACAUCGGCCCUAUGACAUUCACGUCUACCACCCCUACAGACAGCCUCGCAGUGAAAACCCCUGCUCCUCCCAUCAUCUAACCUGCAGUCAUUUAUGUCUGAUUGCCCCUGGUGGGCAGCGAGCUUCCUGCCAGUGUCCAGAUCACUUCAUCGGCCUUGCUUUGGGCUUCAAGAUCCAGUGUGUCGCUGACUGCUCCAGCACCCAGUUCCGCUGUGGGGACAAUGAGAAGUGUGUUCCUAUAUGGUGGAAGUGUGACGGCCAGUCAGAUUGCGGUGAUGGCUCAGAUGAACCUCAAACCUGCCCGUCCCGUUAUUGCCCCAUUGGCCAGUUCCAGUGUCAAGAUGGCAACUGUACCUACCCCGGCCUCAUCUGCGACGGCCACUCAGACUGCCCUGACAGUUCAGACGAGGAUGCGGCUCUCUGCAGCGACCACCGAUGCCAGGGAAACCAGUUUCAGUGUAAAAACAAGAAGUGUAUCCCUGUGUCCUGGCACUGCGAUGGAGUAAAUGACUGUUCAGAUGGCAGCGACGAGGAUGCAGAGACUUGUUCCCAGAGGACCUGCCGACCGGGACAGUUCCAGUGUGCCAACGGGCGCUGUCUGCCAUCAAGCUACGUGUGUGAUGCUCAGGACGACUGUGGGGAUGGAUCUGAUGAGCCGUAUGAAACCUGCAUGGGUCCAGACUACAAGUGUGAUGAAGACACUGAGUUCUCCUGCAAGACAAACUACCGCUGUAUUCCUCAGUGGGCCCGCUGUGACGGCACCAAUGACUGCAUCGACAACAGCGACGAGCAAGGCUGCGAGGAGGUGACCUGUGAUCCUCUGGGAGAUUUCCGAUGUGACAACCACCGCUGUGUCCCCAUCCGCUGGCAGUGUGAUGGCACCAACGACUGUGGUGACGGCUCAGAUGAAAGGAACUGCCAACCAAGGCCUUGCUCUGAAAGUGAGUUUCGAUGUGACAGCGCACAGUGCAUCCCUGGAAACUGGGUGUGUGACCAUGACAACGACUGCGGGGACAACUCAGAUGAACGAGACUGUGAGUUGCAUACAUGCCGUCCAGGUUCUUUCCAGUGUGACUCAGGUCACUGUAUCCCCGCUGCUCUGCAGUGUGAUGGCCGGCCUGAUUGUCAGGACCUGUCAGACGAGACCAGCUGUCCUACUCGUUACCCAGGAGGCCGUUGGUGCCCUCAGAACCAGUUCCAGUGUGGGAACCGUCUGUGUGUGAGCCAGAGCUGGGUGUGUGAUGGCGUUGAUGACUGUGGGGACCGCUCUGACGAACAGCUCAGUUUAUGCUUGAACAUUACCUGUGAGAUGCCGUCCAGGUUCCGCUGUGCAAACGGCUACUGCAUCUACUCCGGCCUGCUGUGCAACCAGAAGGAUGACUGUGGAGACGGCAGUGACGAGAAGGAAGAACACUGCCGUGAGCCCACGCUGCCCCCCUGCACACUGGAAGAGUUUAAAUGCAUCAAUGGACUCUGUGUGGCCCUGCCAUACGUAUGUGACCACAACGACAACUGUGGGGACCGCACUGAUGAAUUGGGCUGCAAUUUUGGCCACGAUCGCAACUGUGAGGAGAAGCUGUGCCAGCACGAGUGCACCAACCUGAACGGCACCGGCUUCAUAUGCUCCUGCAGACCCGGAUACAGAGUGGACCCAGACAGCACCUACACCUGCCUGGACAUCAAUGAGUGUGAGGUGUAUGACACCUGUCCUCAGGUCUGUAAGAACACCAAGGGUGGCUACGACUGUGAAUGUGCCCCCGGCUACCGGAAAGUGGGCAACGGCAACAUGUGCGAGGCUGAGGGAGCGACUCCCCUGCUGCUUCUACCAGAGAACAUUCGUAUCCGGAGGUUCAACCUGCAGACGGAGGCUUACCACGACUUCCUCCAAGAAGAGGAGCAUGUUAUGGCUCUGGACUACGACUGGGAUCACAACCACACCGGAUUCAGUAUGUUGUACUUCACUGUAGCCAGUAAGGACUCUGUACCAGGUGCCAUUAAGAGAGCAUACAUACCUUCAGUGGAUGAUGGCAGCAACAACAUCGGUGCUGCUGUUGACCUCGGCAUCAAAUACAUCACCAGACCAGACGGCAUCGCUGUGGACUGGGUGGGCAGGAACCUUUACUGGGCAGACUCGAGGGUGAAGAGGUUAGAGGUGGCCAUGUUGGAUGGACGCUACAGGAAGCACCUAGUCAAGACUGAGCUGGGCCACCCGUCUGCUGUGGCCGUCAACCCACGACUGGGGAUGUUGUACUGGGCAGAUCGUGGAGAUGCAGCCAAGAUCGAGUGUUCUUGGCUGGACGGUCAGAAGAGGAAAGUCCUAGUGGCCGAUGGUCUGGGUUGGCCCACUGGCCUGUCAAUCGACUUCACCAACGGUGACAGAAUCUACUGGUCUGACUCCAAGGAAAGCCGCAUAGAGUCUGUCCUGCCUUCAGGAGAGGACCGUAGAACUGCAGUCUACAUAGAUGUGAGAAACCCCUUCAGUGUGAGUGUGUUCGAGGACCAUGUUUAUUGGAGUACUCAGGAGAAAGGCGAGGUGUUCCGGCAGGACAAGUUUGGCCGCGGAGCCAAGACCAAGCUGCUGACUGUCGGACCCUGGCUGACCCAGGUCUCUGUGUACCAGCAGCAGAGAUACAACUCCAUAGCCAUGAAGAAUCCAUGUAAGGGAACCUGCAGCCACCUGUGCUUGCUCCGGCCGGGAGGUUACACCUGCACCUGCCCCGAGGGCACCAGCUUCAUCCCUGGGAGUAACACUGAAUGUGAUGCUGGCUUUGAUCCACCGCCCACCAUGCCCCCACCAUGUCAGUGUCAAAAUGGAGGCAUCUGCUACUUUGAUGACAACAAGGCUCUCUGCAAAUGUCCUCCAGAGUGGAAUGGACAAUACUGCCAAACAAAUAUAUAUGACGUGGUUGCAUCCUCAAUUGGAAUAGCGAUUGGAGUGACAGUAGUGAUUGUGGCUCUGCUGGUUGCUCUGGUCUAUGCUGCCAGGAAGAAGUCCAACCUGCUGGAGAGGCUACGGAACAGCUUGCCCAGUAUGCCAUCCAUGCCCUCAAUGCCGCACAUGCCCAACCUGCCAAGCUUCAGAAAUGGUUCGUCUCCAAAUGCAUCAAAAACAGAGGGGAGUGAAGCGGUUCCCUGUAUGUCUGUGUCCGUGGUGGACGUGGAGGGGAAGAGCUUUGAGAACCCAACAUAUGAAGCUGGAGAACAGCCUGCUGCCACAAGCAUGAAGACAGCCACCUCUGCUCCUGAUGGAAUAAACAAGGAGUACAUUAAUAAUCCUUUGUAUGUGGAAGAAGUUCAAGAUGUGGACGAGCCAACAAGAAGUGCAAACCAACCUGCCACUGCCAACAAGGAGGCUUUUGAGAACCCAGCAUACCACUCAGACAUGGAAGAUGGGGACAUCUCUUCUGCACAACCAGCGGCUUCGAACACACAGCAGUUUGAACCCAUUGGGGAUGACAGUUUUUUGUCUUUCAAAAACCCCAUAUACACGGAGAACACACUUGCAGCCUCUCCAGAUUCUGACAUUUGACCUCUACUGAAGUAACUGCACAGCUCAACAAGCAGAGCAUUUCAAACACUGACAGAACAAAUCAACCAAGACACUGUGUAAAAGAAAAAUAUUUUUUGUGUCACCUACUUAAUUUUAAUUUCAAAUAUAGCUAUUUGUGUAAAAAAUCUUUAACAGACCUGAUUUAAUGUAACUAAUAUGAGAUUCAAUAACUGAAUAAAGUGAAUAGAAACUUGUAAAUGCAGUUUAUGAUUAGUUAGUUGUUUUAUACUUUUAUGUAAAUUAUGAUUGUAAGAAAGUUAAAUAUUAAAAUUGCUAUUAUCAUCA